Tetrahymena thermophila SB210 is the source of this 201-nucleotide messenger RNA. RefSeq lists its product as hypothetical. The record is from RefSeq and is a predicted model, not a curated record. Lineage: Eukaryota; Ciliophora; Oligohymenophorea; Hymenostomatida; Tetrahymenidae. The transcript is spliced from 2 exons.
AUGUUCUUGAUAGAUUUCUUAAAUAAAAAUGCUUUUUUUGCUAUUUUGAAGUUAAAUAAAAAUACUGGUUUUAGCUGGAAAAGAGAAAAAUUGGAUAAAUUUGUAGUUGAUUUGAGAGUGAAAUAAUUCGUAGCUAUUAAUUGCUAUCGUCUGUAGAGAGAGAAUGACAAAGAAAUAAAUCAAUAAAGAGAAAGUGCUUGA